AUGAUGAUCCCUGAUUUAAUCGCCGCCCUUCUUGCCGUAUUACUUCCUUUUACUUUGACAUGGUGUGGUAAGAAGAAAGCAAAGCCCAAAGAAGAUCCGAAGAAAACUGAUCAAGCUAAAGGGAGUAAACCGGAAGGUGCCGAGAAGAAGGAGGAACAAAAGGUGGAGGAACCUAAGGAAGCUGUUCUGCAUCCAACCCAGCAAGACUCUGGGAAUAAGGAAGGUGAAGAAAAGAAGGAAAAUGAUAAGAAGCCAGAGAUGAAAGUUUCACAGACGCAGGCGUCUGCUGAAAAGCAGGCAGAAGAAAAACUAGAAUUGAAGAACACGCAAAAAUCGAAAACAGAAGACGAUCCCAAGAAAAAAUAA
Molecule: messenger RNA, 366 nt
Organism: Necator americanus (New World hookworm)
Lineage: Eukaryota; Metazoa; Nematoda; Chromadorea; Rhabditida; Ancylostomatidae
Exons: 5
Coding region: 1-366 (121 amino acids)
Source: RefSeq, a predicted model, not a curated record